CUUUUUUCCAUCCAUGCCCCGUUUUCUUCCUCCACCCUGCUAACCAUCCUGCACACGCCCAGUGAUUUAAUAAAAACCAAAGAAAAAAGUUUGGGGAAGACGUGGAUGGGCGUUGUGUAGACGUGCAGGCAGAAACAGAGCCAGAAAAGACGCAGAAAAAGCUCCUCUUAACUCUCUUUUCCCCCCAAAAAAGCGUCACGAGAGUAACAGACAGGCAGCAGGCAAUCCCUCAGGUCUAGAGAUGGAGUCUGCUAUUAAGACAGUGGUUACUCAGUUCAUAACCUCAGCUCGUGGGAAGGACAGUCUUGGAGCCAAGAAUUUCCAAAAACUGGUCCAGUCUCAGCUGGGGAACAUCAUGUCGGACACAGACAGCUCAUCAGCGGUGAAGGAGAUGAUGCACGGCUUGGACGAUAACCAGGAUGGGAAGGUCAGCUUCCAGGAAUACAUGAACCUGGUGGGUUACCUGGCGACCUCACUGAGCGAGAGGAAAACGGGGACCCAGAACAGUGCAGCCAACUGAGACUAGCCCUCAACAGCCAACAGUCAAUCAAUUAAGCCUUUGUGCACUCCAGUAUUCCAUUAAAACUGGCAAAGCAAACUAGGAGUGGGCGAUAUGUGAUAUUGUGCUAAAUUACAUGACAAUAUCAACGUUAAUCUCAAAUUAAAACUGCACAGUAACAAAGAGCCCAUAAAAAACCACUAUGCCAUUAUAUGUUUACCAGAUUUUUCCUCUUUUCCUUUUUUGCUAUAUAAAAUCAAAAAUCAUACUCACAGUUUUCUGCUUUGUUUUAUUUGGCUUUUGUGUCUCUUGCAACAUGUGUGCGAAUCUGCAAAAAACUUUGUAUUGCCCACUCCUAAUGCACACCUCCUGUUUGUCUGGAAACUAUGGUGCUUCAUGCCAGCUGUAUUAGCCUAGUGAUGCCUAAUCCUGACCCAUGGAGUUCCCUUACAUUGAGUAUUUUAAUGUUUUCCUGUCUAUAUUAAAUUAAAUUUGAAACUUAAGGUGCUGAUCAGUAGAUGAUGAUGUUUCGAGAACAAAGAAAGCACUAAAAUGCAAAGACCUCUAGGGCCAGGAUAAGGAAACACUAUUGCCAAUGUGGGCCAAACACAAUGUGCUGUGGACACCAAAUGUUAUUAAAUGUAUGUGCUGUAGAGUUAAUUUUAACUGUCAAAUUAGCCAUAUGCCAAAAUGAUGCAUCAUCCAGUCAUCUCUUGCAGUCUUAUAAGAAACGCAGCACUGAUGUUAAAUUGAUUUUUAUCGCUACGUGUCUUUUGUGCCUUAUGUUACAUGGCAAUAAAAAAGUACAAUGAC
Molecule: messenger RNA, 1312 nt
Organism: Pygocentrus nattereri (red-bellied piranha)
Lineage: Eukaryota; Metazoa; Chordata; Actinopteri; Characiformes; Serrasalmidae
Exons: 4
Coding region: 242-520 (92 amino acids)
Cellular component (GO): perinuclear region of cytoplasm
Molecular function (GO): calcium ion binding
Source: RefSeq, a predicted model, not a curated record